AUGUCCGGCUCACCAGAGGCUUGCUUGGCAGGUCGAGCCAUUGCUUCCCCCUCUGGGCCCAGCAAUCAUGGAGCAGCAGCCCAGCAGAAUCCGCCACCACCACCCGCCGCUGACGAGAAACCCCCCGCGACAACAACAGAGAAAACCAUAUCCUGCGUAUCGUGUCGAAAACGAAAAUUGAAAUGCGAUCGUGUCAAGCCAAAAUGCGGGACAUGCACGAGGUUGCGGCAUGACUGUGAAUAUCCCGAACGACGACGGAAUCCCGGUUCAAAGCGGCGGAACAUGAAGGAGUUGGAGGCAAGACUGGCCCAGGUAGAGACACAGCUCGUCUCCGAAACUGCGAAAUCGAGAGCCUCGAACCGUACUCCGUUGGCACAAGAUGCGGAAACUGGCUGGAACAGCUUCCCUCUGGAUAUGCAUGUCGAUUUUCAGGACGAGACCUUCAUGGAUCAGUCAUUUGGUAUACCGAACAGUGUAUAUAGCUUAGAGUCUGGAAUGCCAAGCUCGGAUUUCUCUACGCAAGAAGUUAUCAGCCUCGGCCUGCAGGAGCCAUUACCGCCCGACGAGAUGGUGAACGACUUGCACCGAUUGUACUUCGAGAAGUAUCACUUUACCAUGCCGAUGAUGCACAAACAGCGAUAUCUGGCGGCUCUGAAACUCCCAGCACAUAUGCGACCUCCUGUCUGCCUACGAUAUGCAAUGUGGGCACUUGCUGCGACCUUUUCCGACAAAUAUUCCCAAUAUGAAGAUCUUUUAUAUGAACGAGCGCGCCGAUACGCAGAGGCCGCUGAGAUGAAGGGCCAUGGCGAGAGUUUUGUCACGAUUCAACAUGCCCAAACAUGGGUAUUGAUUGCAACUUACGAAGCUAAAAAGACCUACUUCACACGCGCGUGGAUGAGUACUGGGAGAAUGGUUCGCCUCGUGCAAAUGCUAGGCUUGCAUCGCCUCGAUGGUGUAGCAUCAGAGGUCAAACAAAUCUUACCUCCGGCGAGAGAUGUCACCGAGCUGGAAGAACGUCGCCGAACUUUCUGGGCUGCUUUCUAUGGUGAUCGCUGGGCCAGCUCUGGCACUGGCUGGGCAAUGAUCAUCCAGGAAAAAGAGAUCAUGACGAAUCUACCUUCUUCCGAAGAAGCUUUCGAGCAGGGUAUUGCGGAACAGGGCAUCACUCUGCAGGAAGCAUUGACGCCCGAGGGAGCAUCCAAGAUCUCUCCAUUCGGCGGAGUUGUACUAUCCGCUUGUCUUUUCGGUCACAAUUUCAUCCACCUUCACCAAGGCGGGCCGGAUGAUCACCCAGAGGAUCUGGCCAAUGGAGAGUUCUGGAAAAGACACCGCACGAUGGACAACAUUUUAUCUAACACAUUCAUGUUUCUACCUGAACAUUUACGGAUGCCCGCUGGCCUUCGGGAUAUGAAUAUCGUUUUCCUUCACAUGAAUAUACAUGCCUCGACUAUUUGUCUCCAUCAAGCUGCGAUUUUUACAGCCGAACGAAACAAGCUGGAUCCUGCUUUUAUAAGACAGAGUCGAGCUCGAAGUCUCAUGUCAGCGGAGGAAAUUGUCAACAUAAUGAGGCUCGUGAGCCAUCUUGACGUUGCAGAUAUGAACUCAUGGAUGGGCUUUUGCCUCUAUAUAGCCGCCGGUGUUUUCAUCCAGGAUCAAAGAAGUGAAUCCAGGAGCUCAACCAGCAUGUCCAAUCUAGAGUUUCUACUUGCGGCAAUGAAAGCCAUUGGUAACCGACAUUCCAUCACCAUUCACUUCACGACUCAGGUUGAACUCGAUAUCGAAAAUAGCGGAAUACGUAACACCGGGUCUUCGAGUCACAAGGAUAUGCCAAACACACCGAUCAAUGGUAUUCCGAUUGAACGAGAUAAUGUACCGAUGGGCAUUCACCAUGGUUUCUAUGCAUAUAUGCCGAACAAAGACAAGCCCGAGUUCGAUAUGCAGGAGCCACUAACUCCACUACUUCCUGGAAUUCUACCGGCUGGAAGUCGAACAGCUAGCCCUCACGACAGCCCAUGUGCUGCUGCUAUGUCGAACUUCGGCGCAGGAUUCCCGUCCCAGACAAGAGCCCAUGAACACACCCGAACCCCACGUAACCCUUCGUCAACUACUUACGAGAACUACGCUUCGCCAACCACGUACGACAACUACGCUUCGCCAAACCCUCUGGAUAUGUCAGCGGAUGAGGUUAAUAACAUGUCCUCCUAUGUCGAUAUACACCAAAAUUCCUUCAACUCGGCCAGCACGCCUUCGACCAAGCCCUCCAAUCCGCGGCCAAUGCAGUUUCCUUAUCGGCAAGGCCACGGACCCAGUGAUUUCGUUAUGUUUCCACAGGAGACUAUUGACUCAACCCCCGUGGAUCCCAGCUCUGAAUGGACCUUUAUCCCGACACUUGAGAGAGCGCGUCCCUUCUAG
This is a messenger RNA of Amorphotheca resinae ATCC 22711, 2412 nucleotides long. RefSeq lists its product as hypothetical. Gene Ontology annotation, molecular function: zinc ion binding; DNA binding; DNA-binding transcription factor activity, RNA polymerase II-specific. The coding region runs from base 1 to 2412 and encodes 803 amino acids. The transcript is spliced from 6 exons. Lineage: Eukaryota; Fungi; Ascomycota; Leotiomycetes; Helotiales; Amorphothecaceae. Gene Ontology annotation, cellular component: nucleus. The record is from RefSeq and is a predicted model, not a curated record. Gene Ontology annotation, biological process: regulation of DNA-templated transcription; DNA-templated transcription.